AUGAAGUUUGGCAAGGAAUUGUCUCAAACCAUAGAGGAGCAUCAUCCCGCUUGGAAGGAAUUUGCGGUGGAUUACAAGGGCUUGAAGAAGACGCUUCCCAAGACACAGCCUGAUCAUCCACCUGUUGUUUCUCUCGAAGAACGCUCCGAUUCACCCCAUCUGAGUGUGGUUUCAGACAGUGAAAAAGCGGGCGAUUAUUCCGACUUUUGGGAAGUCUUUGAACGAUCCCAACAGGGUUUGGAUUCGUUCUACAGGCACAAGGAGAGUUGGGCCCAAUUGAAACACGCCACCUUGCUUACGGACAUGGCCAAAUUGCGUUCCAGUGAAAAUGUCACGACUUCCAUGGUCAGUGUCCAAGAAAUGAAGGAACACUUGCUCGAUUUUCGCAACGAAGUGGAGCUCGUCCGCGAGUUUUUGCAAGUCAACAAAAUGGCCUUUUCCAAGAUCCUCAAAAAGUAUGACAAGCGUACCUUUUCCAAUGUCCGCAAGUCCAAAUUGGUUUCCAUCAUGGAGGACCAAAUUUAUUUGGAUGGCGCGGCCAUGGACGAUUACUUGGUCAAUAUCAAUGGGAUGAUUCAACAGUUGGAUGCUCUAUUGGAACACAAAAAUCCAACGGCGGGACAAAAACGCAAGCUUCACGAUCAAGUACUGACGACCACUCUGGUUGAGCAAAAGGCCCAUCGCGCGUUGGAAGCCUUGGAGGGGCUCUCGCCGUUUUUUGCCUCGCAUACCCCGCGGUUGUUGCCCUCUUUGGAACGGGAGGAGAUUGACAUUGCCGGAGAAUUGUUGGGACAGGGCAAGUUUUGCAGUGUCUACGAAAUUCAAAAAAUUCAACUGGCCGCACACGAAACGGACGAAGCUCGACUCUUGUUGCAGCAACAGUGUUUGGAAGAACGAGAGGAAGGAUAUGCACGAUAUGCCAUUAAACAAAUCAACGAGCAUCUCAAACCGUCCAGCAAAAUUGAUGGAGCUGUGGACCUGGCCAUUGAAGCCAAGUACUUGUCCUGCAUUUCGCAUCCCAACAUUAUCAAUCUGGUGGCGACGCCCACCGGCUCGACUUCCUACUUUUUGGUAUUGGAUCGAUUGUCCGCCUCGCUGGAUCAUUGCAUAUACAAAGAGUGGCAGCCACUAGUAUCCAAACUGGAAGGAAAAUUUGGUGUGGGCAAGAUCACUCACAAGCACCAACUGGCCUAUUUGUGGCAAGCCCGACUCAAGGCCAUGCACGACGUGGCCAAGGGGAUGGCACACUUGCAUGAACAUAGUAUUAUUCACCGUGACAUUAAACCACAGAACAUUGGAAUGGAUUCCAAAGGCAAUGCGGUCAUUUUUGAUUUUGGAUUGGUCAAGGAACUAUUGCCAAAGGAAAAGAUUGCGGACAAUGAAUUCAAAGCCACAGGACGGACGGGGACCCGCAAAUACAUGGCUCCCGAAGUGGUUUUGUACAAGCCUUAUGGGACACCCGUCGAUGUCUAUUCCUUUGCCAUUACCUUUUGGGAAACCAUGACGAUGAAAUCACCCUUUGACAACAUGUCCGUGAUUCAAUUGAAUUCGUUUGUCUUGGAAAAGGAAAAGCGACCCACCAUUCCAAGGGCGUGGACUCACGAAUUAAGUGAAAUGCUCAAGAGGGCCUGGGCGGCCGAGCCAUCCAAGCGACCAACUUCCAAGGAAAUUUGUCAAAUGAUUGAUGCCGAGAUUCGGUUCGUGGAACGAACCAAGUGA
Molecule: messenger RNA, 1719 nt
Organism: Cylindrotheca closterium
Lineage: Eukaryota; Bacillariophyta; Bacillariophyceae; Bacillariales; Bacillariaceae
Source: the annotation of a GenBank genome assembly